AUGUCUCCCUUCCAAGAUCUAUAUGCUUAUGCUCCACCUCAUUUGAUUUUUCCUAUUCCUGCAUCUACUUCUGUGGCAACUGUAGAAAACUAUUUGCAGGAAAGAGAUGUUAUGUUCCAGCUAUUAAAAGAUGAACUAUGUAAAGCUCAACACAGAAUGAAGUAUUUUGCUGAUCAGAAGAGGUCUGACAGAGAAUUUGCAGUAGUAAACCUGGUUUUCUUGAAGCUUCAACCAUACAGGCAAACCUCGGUAGUUGUGAGUAAGAACUUUAAGUUGUCUGCCAAAUAUUUUGGUCCAUUUGCAGUACUUCAAAGAAUUGGAGUUGUUGCUUACAAGAUGCAACUACAUGUUGGAUCCAGAAUCCACCCUGUCUUUCUUGUUUCUCAAUUAAAGAAGAAGAUUGGCUUACAUACUACUCUAUCUCCUCAUAUACCAUUGGUGGAUCAUGCAGGUCAGUUCAUAGUGGAACCUGCAGCUGUUUUGGACACUAGGGAGACACUUAGGGGUACAUCCAGGAUUAAGCAGUUUUUGGUACAAUGGUGCAACUCAGCUCCAGAGGAGGCUACUUGGGAGGAUGUUGCUCACUUGCAUGCCCAGUUUCCAGAUUUUAUCCUUGAGGACAAGGAUCUCUAA
Molecule: messenger RNA, 633 nt
Organism: Papaver somniferum (opium poppy)
Lineage: Eukaryota; Viridiplantae; Streptophyta; Magnoliopsida; Ranunculales; Papaveraceae
Exons: 1
Coding region: 1-633 (210 amino acids)
Source: RefSeq, a predicted model, not a curated record